This is a messenger RNA of Cuscuta europaea, 976 nucleotides long. Lineage: Eukaryota; Viridiplantae; Streptophyta; Magnoliopsida; Solanales; Convolvulaceae. The record is from the annotation of a GenBank genome assembly.
AAUUGCUACUGCAGUUUGGCGGAGGUGGUGAAGAGGAUAAAGAACCAACUAAAAGAGGAGGAACUCAUUGAAUUCAGGAAGAGUGUAUUCGGAUGGGUGUUAGAUGUGGAAGAAAUGCGUACAAUUAGUGGUCAGCUUCAACUGGGAUUUCUUUGCAACUACGUUAAAAAAGUAAAUGGCAUGAAAGAGACAGGUGCCAUUCGUUUUCAUAUUGAAAAUAGUCUGAUUACUUUAAGGAAAGACGAUCUUUGCAUGGCUCUAGGUCUUAAAUUUGGAGGAGUGAAACCAAAUAUGGAAGAUAAUUUCAGGGGGACGUUGUGGAGAAAAUACUUUGGUAACAAAUCCGGGGUGAGAAGGUCUGAUUGUCAAAAUGCGUUAAUGAAUUACAAUAGCGAGGACCCUGAAGCAGAACGAAAUGAUGGAGUGAAGCUUGCGUUGCUCCAUGUACUGUCACAUGGUCUUUUUGGCAACCAGGUAGCAAGAGAAUUACCAGCAUUGUAUGUGAAUUUGGUUGAUAACUUGGAUGGGUUCAAUGACUACCCGUGGGGAGACGAUGUCUGGACUGAGUUGGUAGAUAUUAUGCGGAUCAAUUCAAAGAGUUUAAAGAAAUGCGUAGGGCAACGAGUCACACUGCCAGGAUGUUUGAUUGCCAUCCAAGUUUGGGCAUUUGAAACCUUCACAGGGCUUGAAAAGGCAGAGAUAUGCAAGUUGAUUGAAGGGAGAGAGUCUCGAAUACCAAGGGCAGUCAAGUGGGAAUUCAUUAAAAAACCAUCAAUGGAGUUGUUGAGCAAAAUAAUAUUCAAGAAUGAACAGUUUGAGUGGAAAAUGAUGGAGCCUACAAAUCUGGAAGGUGAACAUUUCCCUAACUUACUAGCCAAUGAAAGGUUGAGUUCUGAGAGGAGUAGCAAUGAUGGAAUUGAUAUUGUUAAUAGAGUUGAUGGGGUGAAGGUGUUUGAGAAAAAAGGAAAGAAUGUAA